Molecule: messenger RNA, 1026 nt
Organism: Octopus bimaculoides (California two-spot octopus)
Lineage: Eukaryota; Metazoa; Mollusca; Cephalopoda; Octopoda; Octopodidae
Source: RefSeq, a predicted model, not a curated record
AUACCUGUUCGUGUGUUGUUUUCCAUACAAAUAAGUUACUUUUUGCCGCCAGCAGUAACAACAGUUUAUGCUAAAAUGGUAGCUACAAUGUUGUUGUAAAAUUAAUUGCCAAGCUAAAGCUUAUGAUAAAGAAACCAUAGCGCUACUGUAGCUAUCUGCAUUUUAACAAGCAGUUACCAUUGCUUGCACUGUUCACAGUGCACAUCAUAUAAUCAUUAUAAACAUAGGUAAUCCAAUUGAACAGCGGUGCAUAUUGCACUGCUCCUGCAGGCUUCGCUGCAGUCAAUUACUACUACUGCUACUACUACUACUACCACUACUAAUGAGCCUCUCCAUCAUUACUACUGCUGCUACCGUUGGACUGGUGAAGUUGCUGCGGCUGCUGCUGUCGCCGCUGCUGCUGUUGUUGCUCUGACGAAAGCUAACGCGAGUAUUGCAACUUUUAUUUAUUUUAAAUAGUUUAUACGGCUUUAUACUCCUGGUGCAUACACAUACGAAACGGUACUCUCCAUUUACUCCCCCCCCGUGCAUCUUCAGCUUGAGGGUGAAACAAAAGUACACAAUUAUACACAAUUAACCAUGAUUUACGUGUUCGGUUCCAACGUCGGAUUUCUUUGCACGAUACUCAUCGCCUUCAUUACAACAAUAAACGCUGUGCAAGGAAUGAUACAAUGCUCUCGCUGUGACUCAAGAAGAGAUAAAUAUUACGGCGAAUGCGAACAGUCACCACCUCCUCCGACCCCUUGCCCGAAAAAUAGUAAUUCACUCUACUGUUCUAUAGUCAGAGAAACAGACCUUGGUGGUAUGCAGCUUCGUUUUGCAAGAGAUUGUAUUUCGAUGUACGUGGAAGAAAAAUGCAUUGUGAAAAAUGUGACUGCUAGCCGUAAAAAAACAUCUUGCAUUCGAACCUGUGACGUGGAUGGCUGCAAUGGAGAAGGAUUAAAACUACGAGGUGGUUCAUCACAGCACUGCGCAUCGUUUGUCUUGAUUUUCUUAACUAUAAUUUUAAUAAAUGCUUAAACAAUA